This is a messenger RNA of Pristis pectinata (smalltooth sawfish), 1593 nucleotides long. RefSeq names its product HEPACAM family member 2 (gene hepacam2). Lineage: Eukaryota; Metazoa; Chordata; Chondrichthyes; Rhinopristiformes; Pristidae. The transcript is spliced from 10 exons. Bases 1 to 1593 code for a protein of 530 amino acids. The record is from RefSeq and is a predicted model, not a curated record.
AUGACGCACUUUGACACAAAGUAUAAGGAGAAACGACAGAGAUUAGAUGGCACUUGUGGAGCUGUUACAAUUACAGUGCCAACUGAAUUGAUCCUGGGGACUGUUGGGCAACCUCUCCUACUCCCUGUAAACUACACCACUGGAACGAAAGAUCAGAACAUUCAGAUUACCUGGACUUUCCAAAGCCAGUCUUUAGGUUCCAUGCUUCUGGUGACAGCUAUAAACAACACCUUGACUCCUGACAUGGAGCACGGCCACAGGUUUUUCUUAUCUCCUCCCAGUGCCACACUGUUAAUUAACCCAGUGGAAUUAUGUGAUGAUGGUGAAUAUACCAUAAAAGUGACUGCCUCUGGAGUGAAGAUGGUAUCAGCCAGUCGACAACUGACUGUCCAUGUCAAUGUUCCGGUCUCUAAACCAGUGGUGCACAGUGAUCCAGCUUGGGGAGCAGUGGAGUAUGUAGACAAUGCAACGCUCACAUGUACUGUCAGUAAAGGUACAAAGGUCAUUUAUCAGUGGCUGAAAGAUGGAAAACCAUUACCAGCAAGUACUCGUCACAUCUUUUCUGCAGACAACAAAAUGCUGUUCAUUUCUCCUGUUUUAAAAGAUGACCUGAGUAAUUACACCUGUGUGGCAAAGAACCCGAUUAGUAUGAAUGAAAGUGAACCGAUUGCACCCAAUAUUUACUAUGGCCCCUAUGACUUGAUGGUGAAGUCUGAACCUCGAUUCAAAAUUAGUGAAGGAGUAUUUGCUGUUGGCAAAGGAGAACCAGUCUGGUUUAAAUGUUCGGCAAAUUCUAACCCACCAAAUGUCUAUUCGUGGUUCCAAAAAGCUAACAAUAAGACAACACCCAUCCAUCAUGGGCCAGUAUUAAAUAUCAUGUCUGAGAAGGUACCAGAGAAAGCAGAUUACAUGUGCUGUGUCUACAACAAUAUCACCGGCAAACGGGAUGAAACUCAAUUCACACUCAUACUCUCUGCGACCGGCUAUGACUACCUGGGAACCACAGGGCUUGGGCCCCAGCUAGUCACAAUCUACAUCAAUGAGUUGGCUGAAGAGACCAAUUGUCAUAUUUCUAGAUUUGUUGAUUACACAAAACUAGGUGGAACUGUGAAUAGUGAGGAGGAUGUCGCCAACAGAUUACAUACGAGCACACCAAGUGUCAGAAACCCACUUUUCACAGGUGCUAAUCAUGGUGGACUUCAGGGCAGGACAGACUCUGAGGAUAUUCUGCAGCUCCAGCUGGCUGAAAGUCCUCAGGUUGUCUUUGAGGUGAUGACAGAAUGGAGCUUUCUAUACAUCCCAGUGAUGGAAGAACCUAAAGAUACAGAACCUUCACUCCUUUUCACAGUUGCAACCAAUUGGCUCCUCAAGGAUCCAAGGCCCCCUUUGGAUCCAAGGUUCUCCCCAGUUUACGAACACCAGACGUAUGUACAGCCGGUACAUAUGAAUGAGCAUUGGCGAUACUGGCAGAAUGGAUCUGCUGUCGGACUGCAGGUCCCACCGGAUAAAUUAAGUACCGUGUAUGAUAUUAUUCGAGUACCAGACAUCCGCACAGUUUAUGAAGUCAUUUGCCAGACACCAAAAACAUCCUGA